AGCCACCGACGGAGCCACCCCAGACUUUCUCUCUGCCUGCUUUGAGCUCAACAGUGCCAUGGGGAACUGUCUGAACCCGGUGAAUCCCUCCAUCUUAAUGGAUGACAACACAAGUCAGAUAGUUAUUGAAGGAUACAGCUGGGACGAAUUCUAUGAUGAGAAUGAGUCCCUUUCCUAUGACGGCAACCUGGAAGCAGCCGCCCCCUGCCACUCCUGUAACCUGCUGGAUGACUCCUCACUGCCCUUCUUCAUCAUCGCCAGUGUCCUGGGCAUCCUCGCAAAUGGAGCUGUCCUCUUCGCGCUUCUCAGACCUCUCUUCCACUGGCAGUUGUGCCCUGGCUGGCCUUUCCUGGUACAGUUGGCUGUGAGCAGUGCCCUCUUCAGCAUCGUGGUGCCCAUCUUGGCACCAGGGAUAAAUAGUGCCCACAGCACCACCCUGUGCCAACUGGGCUAUGGGGUCUGGUAUGGCUUGGCCUUUGCCCAGGCUCUGCUGAUAGGAUGUCGGGCCUGCCUGGGCCCCAAACUGGGUGAACACAGUGUCCCAGGCCUCACCCUAGGGCUCACUGUGGGACUUUGGCUAGUGGCUGCCCUACUGGUGCUGCCCAUCACCCUGCCUAGUGACACUUCCCACAGAUUCUGCUCCAGUAGAGGCCUGGGGACUUGGCAGUCUACACACAUUGCAGCCUGUUUUGCCAUCUUCAUUGUGUUGCCACUGGGUUUGUUGGGAGCCAUGGGACUGAAGAAGGCACUGGGCAGGGGGCCAGGCCCCUGGGUUGAUAUCCUGUGGGUCUGGUUCAUGUUCUGGUGGCCACAUGCAGUGUUUCUGGGAUUGGACUUCCUAGUGAGAUCCAGGGUCUUCGUAUUGCCAACAUGUCUGGCCCAGAAGGUUCUAGACCUGCUGCUGAACCUGGCAGAAGCCUUGGCAACAUUGCACUGCGUGGCUACUCCCCUGCUUCUGGCCCUGUUCUGCCACAAGGCCACCCGUACCUCCUUGCCCUCUGAACCCCUCCCUGCAAGAUGUUCUUCUCAUCUGGACACCCUUGGAGGCAAAUCCUAG
Messenger RNA from Cynocephalus volans (Philippine flying lemur), 1057 nucleotides. It is a transcript of the gene ACKR1, whose product is annotated as atypical chemokine receptor 1 (Duffy blood group). Bases 59 to 1057 code for a protein of 332 amino acids. Gene Ontology annotation, cellular component: membrane. The transcript is spliced from 2 exons. NCBI's taxonomy places the organism in Eukaryota, Metazoa, Chordata, Mammalia, Dermoptera, Cynocephalidae. Gene Ontology annotation, biological process: chemokine-mediated signaling pathway; regulation of chemokine production; inflammatory response. Gene Ontology annotation, molecular function: C-C chemokine binding. The record is from RefSeq and is a predicted model, not a curated record.